AUGAACUUCGAAAGCGCCGACCUCGCCAUUUGCAUAACCUGUGGAACCCAAUACGACGCUCCCUUGUCCUCCCCUCCAAAAUCCUGCCGCAUCUGUGAUGAUCCACGCCAAUACGUCCCACCCCAAGGCCAAUCCUGGACCUCCCUCCGGCUCGCCUCCCUCUCGCAACGAAACACCCUCACUGCGAGCCCCACGAACCCACACCUCACCUACAUAACAACCACCACCUCCCCCUCAGCCUCCUCGAACCCCCUCCACCCUUCCUUCCCCCCCACAAAGACCCUGGGUAUCGGCGAACGCGCCAUCCUCAUCCAAACCCCCCACGGCAACAUCCUCUGGGACCUCAUCGCCUUCCUCGACGAGCCGACCAUCGACUUCAUCCGCAAAAAGGGCGGGUUGAAAGCGAUUGUGAUUUCGCAUCCGCAUUUCUGGAGCACGCACCUGGAGUGGGCGAGGGUGUUUGCGUGUCCCGUUUAUCUGAAUAAGAGGGAUGAACAGUGGUUGUGUAGGGAGGAUAGGUAUGGCGUGAGGAGGAUGGUGGAGAGCGAGACGGUGGAGAUUGUGCCCGGGGUGACGGCGAUUCGAGUGGGUGGGCAUUUCGAUGGGAGUAUGGUGUUGCAUUGGAAGGAGGAAGAGGGAGCGGACGGGAAAGAGGAGGGGGAGGGGAUAUUGUUCCAUGCGGAUUCGAUCAUGGUCGUGCCGUCUGCCUACUAUCACGCCGACCGCCUCCCAGGAACCACAAGCUACAGCUUCAUGUGGUCUUAUCCAAACAUGAUUCCCCUGGCGCCCGACCAGAUCCACGGCAUCUGGAAAUCGCUCAAGCCAUUCCACUUCACAACUACCUAUGGCGGCUUCAUGGGCCAGGACAAUAGGAGGCCCGAUCUGAAGGCACAUAUUUUGGAGAGUAUGAAGAUCUUCGUUAGGACCGCGGGACAUGGUGAUGUCGCGAUUCUGCAGGAAACCUUGUGAGGAACCUUGUGGGAAAGGGACGACACCAGUUUCAGAGCUUUGCUCAAUUAGUCUUCACAGCCUUAGCAGGGUAGCGAACCGCCAUAAAAUCCCACAUGCCAAUUUGAUUAAUAUUUCUAGC
Molecule: messenger RNA, 1090 nt
Organism: Westerdykella ornata
Lineage: Eukaryota; Fungi; Ascomycota; Dothideomycetes; Pleosporales; Sporormiaceae
Exons: 3
Coding region: 1-969 (322 amino acids)
Source: RefSeq, a predicted model, not a curated record